Myxocyprinus asiaticus (Chinese sucker) is the source of this 1909-nucleotide messenger RNA. Its product is annotated as protein-lysine 6-oxidase-like. Gene Ontology annotation, biological process: peptidyl-lysine oxidation. NCBI's taxonomy places the organism in Eukaryota, Metazoa, Chordata, Actinopteri, Cypriniformes, Catostomidae. The record is from RefSeq and is a predicted model, not a curated record. Gene Ontology annotation, molecular function: copper ion binding; protein-lysine 6-oxidase activity. The coding region runs from base 69 to 1142 and encodes 357 amino acids. The transcript is spliced from 7 exons.
UGAUGAAGUCCAGAAGGAUCUGCGCUCUUGUUGUUUGACUGGAGAGAUUAAACGCUGCUGUGGAGCGGAUGAUGGAGAGGGUUACCCGUGGAAGUGUGCUUCUGCUGGUUUUCUGUGUUUGUAGUUGUGUUCUGACAGUUUUCUCGCAGUUAAACGCCGGAUCGAGAGCGGCGGCAGGUGCUCUGCGUGCGCGGACGCGAUGGACGAAUAACGGGCGCGUGUUUCAUCUAGUGAGUCGCGGGUCCGAGUUUGUGCCACCGGGCCGAACAGUGCCGAACCGACGAGCCGCUGGACCCGUGAUCCCGAUCAGUGACGGUCACAACACGAGCUCAAACUCUCCAACAGAAACAACUGACACUCAGAGAACAGAAGACAUGAUGAUGGGAGAUGAUCCAUAUGAUCCAUAUAAAUCCGUCCGGAACAGUCCACAUAAUAAUCCAUAUUAUAAUUAUUAUGACUCGUACUACAGACCCCGACACAGCACUCAGAGACACAACGGCUACGGAACCAGAUACUUCCAGAAUGGUCUUCCAGAUCUUGUGGUGGACCCGUAUAUGAUCCAGGUGUCCACGUAUGUCCAGAGAGUGCCCAUGUACAAUCUCAGGUGUGCUGCGGAGGAGAACUGCCUGGCGAGUUCUGCUGCUAAUGCUCGGGACUAUGACACCAGAGUUUUACUACGGUUCCCUCAGCGUGUGAAGAAUCAAGGAACCGCAGACUUUCUCCCCAGCAGACCGAGAUAUGCGUGGGAAUGGCACAGCUGUCACCAUCACUACCACAGUAUGAAUGAGUUCUGUCAUUACGAUCUGCUGGACGUGAGCACACAGAGGAAAGUAGCGGAGGGUCAUAAAGCCAGUUUCUGCCUGGAGGACACGUCAUGUGACCCGGGAUACUACCGCCGUUACGCCUGCACGUCUCACACACAGGGUUUGAGUCCAGGAUGUUAUGACACAUACAGCGCAGAUAUCGACUGUCAGUGGAUCGAUAUCACAGACGUUCAGCCGGGGAAGUUCAUACUCAAGAUUACUGUAAAUCCAGGUUACCAUGUUUCAGAGUCAGACUUCAGCAAUAAUAUCGUCCGCUGUGACGUUCACUACACUGGUAACUAUGCUCACGUGUCCGGCUGCACCAUGUCCUCACACUAGAUCAGCGAGAGCAGAGGACACACACACACACACACACACACACACACACACACACACACACACACACUGAGCCAGCGGCGUCUAACGAGAGCGAUGACAACAUUCAGUCUUCAGGUUUACUGUGCACAGAUUGUCAUUUUCUGACAAAAAGAACCAAAUAUCUGUAUAACAACUACUGUCAAUUAAAAUGUUAUGAUGACUGUAUGACACAGUAUGAACAACCUGAUCUGACAACAUGUGAACAGCUAUUCUUCACAGUAUUAUGCAAUGCUGUCUUUAUUAGUGUAAGAUAAUUAUGAAACACAAUCCAGUUGUACUUGUAGGAUUUUUAUCUUCAUUACAUGCAUCUUUGAAAGGAUUGAAGAUAUCUAUUUAAUCACCAUGAUCAUAUUGUUUCUAAAUAAAGAUUAGUUUUAAUGAUGUUUAGGAGGCCAGUAGAAGAAAGUGUAAUGAGACGUAAAAGAGAGACUGAAGAUGCUGCACUAUAAACUAAAGUGUAAAAAGUCAUUUUCAGAUUUUAGUUGAAUGUUUUCUGUGUUCUUUAAGACAUUCUUUAAAUGCUUUGCCUCUUAAGGGUGCUAUUGAUAUUAUACUUUUGUUUAGGAGGCAAAUAUUACUUGAAUAAAAGCUAUCAGAUGACAAUAUGAAUUUGAAGUCUGUGUGUGUACAGUAUAAAUAACAUAUGCAAUGCACGUGUGAGUGUAUGUGCCUGUCUCCAUCUGUUGGUCCAUGUGUCUCUGUGUGUUUGUAUGUAUGUUUUGAGCAAA